This is a messenger RNA of Pogona vitticeps (central bearded dragon), 1938 nucleotides long. NCBI's taxonomy places the organism in Eukaryota, Metazoa, Chordata, Lepidosauria, Squamata, Agamidae. The record is from RefSeq and is a predicted model, not a curated record.
GUCGGCGCAUGCGCGUCACGGGGGUGGGGGAAAAGGCAAGGAAGCCGGGCCGCGGCGAGGCCCAGAGACGGCGCCAUGGCGACCCGGGCGUCGGGCAGCGUCGUGUCGGACCCGCAACACCCGGCGCGGCUCCUGCGGACCCUCCGCUCCUUCCACCAGGAGGGCUUCUUCUGCGACGCCCACCUGGUGGUCGACGGCGAGGAGAUCCCCGUCCAGACGAACAUCCUGGCCGCCGCCAGCCCUUACAUUAGAACAAAACUUAACUAUAAUCCUCCAAAGGGUGAUGGGUCCACAUAUAAAAUUGAACUUAAAGGCAUACCUGUUGACACUAUGAAAGAGAUAGUAAACUACAUCUUCAGUGGCCAGAUCAGACUAAGUGAAGACACAAUCCAAGAUGUUGUGCAAACUGCUGAUCUGUUGCUGAUGACAGACCUCAAGGCGCUGUGUUGCGAGUUCCUGGAGGGUUGCAUUGCUGCCGAGAACUGUAUCGGCAUCCGGGACUUUGCCCUGCUCUAUCGCUUGCACCACGUGCACUACCUUGCCUCUGAAUACCUGGAGACGCACUUCCGGGACGUCAGCAACACAGAGGAGUUUCUGGAACUGAGUCUUCAGAAGCUGAAAGAAGUGCUCUCUUUGGAGAAGCUGAAUGUCGGGAAUGAAAAGCACGUGUUUGACGCCGUGGUUAGGUGGAUCUCCCACGAUCCUGAUUUAAGAAAGGUCCACAUGAAGGACGCGAUGUCGGCCGUCUGGGUGUCCGGGCUCGACCCUGCCUACUUGCGCGAGCAAAUGAUGAGAGAGCCCUUGGUACGGGAGAUUGUCAGAGAGUGUAGCAAUAUCCCCCUCACUUCGCCCCAACAGGGUGGGGAGGCAAUGCUGGCUUCUUUCAAACCCAGAGGAUAUUCGGAGUGUAUUGUGACGGUUGGCGGUGAAGAAAGAGUGUCUCAGAAGCCCUCCGCAGCAAUGCGAUGCAUGUGCCCGCUUUACGAUCCUAAUAGACAGCUGUGGAUAGAGCUGGCCCCUAUGAGUAUACCCAGGACAAACCACAGCGUGGUUUCAGCAGAAGGAUUCCUGUUUGUCCUUGGAGGUCAAGAUGAAAAUAGAGUUACCUUGAGCUCUGGAGAAAAGUAUGAUCCAGAUACCAACUCUUGGACCCCUUUGCCGCCAAUGACAGAGGCACGGCACAACUUCGGUAUGGUUGAAAUUGAAGGAGUGUUAUAUGUUCUGGGUGGUGAGGAUGGCGAGCGAGAACUUGUCUCCAUGGAGUCUUAUGAUAUUUACAAUAUGACGUGGACCAAACAGCCAGACAUGACCAUGGUUAGAAAGAUCGGUUGCUAUGCAGCAAUGAAAAAGAAGAUCUUUGCAAUGGGUGGGGGUUCCUACGGCAAGCUCUUUGAAUCUGUUGAGUGUUAUGACCCCAGGACCCAGCAGUGGACAGCCAUCUGCCCAUUGAAAGAACGACGGUUUGGAGCUAUGGCGUGCGGAGUAGCUUCCGAGCUCUACGUCUUCGGCGGAGUGAGAAGUCGUGAUGAUAACCAAUCCAAUGAGAUGGUGACGUGUAAAUCAGAGUUCUAUCAUGAUGAAUUUAAGAGGUGGAUCUACCUGAAUGAUCAGAACCUGUGCAUCCCAGCCACGUCUUCAUUUGUAUAUGGAGCUGUACCCAUCGGUGCUAGCAUUUACGUGGUUGGAGAACUUGAUACAGGAACCAAUUACGACUAUGUCCGAGAGUUCAAAAGAAGCACCGGGACGUGGCACCAUACAAAGCUGUUGUCGUCUUCCGAUCUUCGCCGGACGGGAUGUGCCGCUUUACGUAUCGCGAACUGCAAGCUUUUCCGGCUCCAGCUCCAGCAAGGCUUGUUUCGCAUCCGUGUUCUGUCACCUUGAGGGGCCUUCUCAAAGCGGAGGAGAUGGAAAGAAGCCGGGAGGGAGGGAGGGAGGGAG